Colletotrichum higginsianum IMI 349063 is the source of this 3072-nucleotide messenger RNA. RefSeq names its product exportin 1-like protein. The transcript has 3 exons. The coding region runs from base 1 to 3072 and encodes 1023 amino acids. NCBI's taxonomy places the organism in Eukaryota, Fungi, Ascomycota, Sordariomycetes, Glomerellales, Glomerellaceae. Gene Ontology annotation, biological process: tRNA re-export from nucleus. Gene Ontology annotation, cellular component: nuclear pore; nuclear matrix; cytoplasm. Gene Ontology annotation, molecular function: small GTPase binding; tRNA binding. The record is from RefSeq and is a predicted model, not a curated record.
AUGGACGAUCAGAUCGUAAACGCCGUCGAGGCCGCCUUCAACCCCGGCAGCGACCAGGAUCUCAAGCAACAAGCUUUCAACUACCUGAACCAGCUGCGAACCGACCCCCAAGGCUGGCAGGUCUGCACCAGCCUCUUCACAAGAUCUCAGAGACCCUCGGAAGUAGUCCGCCUCUUCUGCUUAGAAGUUGUCAACUAUGCAAUCCAUACUCAGGCCCUCGACCGCGGCAGCCUCACCUGGUUGAAGGACAACCUUCUCGAAUACGUCCGCAACAUAUACGGUCAGAACCUGCAAGACCAGGUCGACCCGCCCCACCUGCAGAACAAGCUGUCACAGACGCUGACCUACCUGUUCGUCUUUCUGUACAACGAUGGCUGGGAUACUUUCAUCGACGAGUUCCUUGCCAUGGCAAACAGCCCCAACAACACGGCCGGUGUCGUUCUCUACCUGCGAAUCAUUGGCUCUAUCCAUGACGAGAUUGCCGACAUGCUGUUGACCCGCAACAGUAGCGAUGCGAAGCGCAACACCGACCUGAAGGACCAGCUUCGCGCGCGUGACGUUCAGAAGGUUGCCCAGUCAUGGAAGGACCUGUUGACGCAAUAUUCAGGCCAGAACGACAUCAUUGUUGAAAUGAUUCUUAAGGUCAUUGGCAAGUGGAUCAGCUGGAUGGAUAUCUCCUUGAUUGUGAACCAGGACAUGCUCAACCUCCUGCUUCCCGUCAUAGGACGAACAAACAACUCUGGCAGCGAGGACAAGGUCAGAGACGCUGCCAUCGACACCCUUACCGAGAUCGUCGGCAAGAAGAUGAGAGGCCCCGAGAAGAUGGAGCUGAUCUCUUUCCUCAACCUGCGCGAUAUUGUGGCUCAGCUUAUUGCCAGCGCCCCUCUGAGCGAGCUCAAGUCCACCCCCAAAUACGACACCGAUCUCGCCGAGGCCGUCGCAAAGUUAAUCAACACCGUCAUGGCCGACAUCGUGCGAGCCCUCGAGGAUGCCCAAGCCGGCGACGAUACGCGAGCCAAGUCCGAGCAGCACCUCCACGACUUCCUUCCGUUUCUCCUCCGCUUCUUCUCCGACGAGUACGACGAGGUCUGCUCGACCGUUAUCCCCUCCCUGACCGACCUUCUUACAUUGCUGCGCAAGGUCGGCGCGAACCUGCCUGCUUCUUACAAGGAGAUGCUUCCGCCCAUUCUCAACGCCAUCAUCAUGAAGAUGCGCUACGACGAGACCUCGAACUGGGGUGACGAGGACGAGCAGACGGACGAAGCCGAGUUUCAGGAGCUGCGCAAGCGACUGCAGGUCCUCCAGAAGACCGUUGCAGCCGUGGACCAGGAGCUUUAUAUCGAGGUUCUGAGCAACCUCGUGUCCCAAACUUUCAGCACCCUCGACCAGCAAGGGUCACACAUGGAUUGGAGAGACCUUGAUCUGGCGCUCCACGAGAUGUAUCUUUUUGGAGAACUCGCGCUGCCAAACCAGGGCUUGGGCACCAAGAGCCAACCGUCGAGCACGGCAACGGAACGGCUGACCAUUAUGGUGGCAAAGAUGGUCGAGUCCGGCAUUGCCAACUUUCCCCACCCUGCCAUUUUGCUCCAGUACAUGGAAAUCUGCGUCCGGUACUGGCAGGUGUUUGAUGCUCGUCAAGAGUACAUCCCCCAAGUCCUGGAGAACUUCGUGCGGUUGGUACAUCACGACCAUGUUCGUAUCAAGACACGAUCGUGGUACCUCUUCCAGAGGUUUGUCAAGUUCCUCAGGGCCCAGGUUGGUAACGUGGCCGAGACCGUCAUCCAGUCCAUCGGCGAUCUCCUCCCCAUCAAGGCCGAGGUCUCGGAGAACAACGGCGAUGAUGACAUGUCUUCGGACGAAUCUGACCACUCUGCCGACGCCCUGUUCACCAGCCAGCUUUAUCUCUUCGAGGCGAUCGGCUGCAUUGCGUCGACCGGAAGCACGCCGGCGGACAAGCAGGCUUACUACGCCCGGCUGGUGAUGAACCCGUUGUUCAGUGACAUGGAAUCUCAUUUGCCAAAGGCAAAGUCGGGCGACGCCCAGGCCAUUCUUCAAAUACAUCACAUCAUCUUGGCCCUUGGCCGCCUUGCCCAUGGAUUCUCGGACUGGCAGCCUGGCAGCACUUCGGCCCAGAACCGCCCUCCUCCAGACAAGCUGGUCUCUGAUGAAUUCUCGAGAGCCGCCGAAGCCAUUUUGAUUGCACUCAGCGAGCUGAACAGCUCUACUGAUAUCCGCACUGCCUGCCGUGCGUCAUUCUCCAAGCUGCUCGGCGUCCUCGGGUCUGCCGUGCUGCCCCAGCUUCCCCAGUGGAUCGAGGGGUUCCUGUCCCAGAGCUCCUCCAAGGAUGAGAUGGCUAUUUUCUUGCGUCUGCUUGACCAGAUCGUAUUCGGCUUCAAGGCCGAAAUCUACAAUGUUCUGAACAUGCUGCUCACCCCCUUACUGCAAAGAAUCUUUGCCGGUCUGUCCGAGCCAGUUACCGGCACUGAUGACGAGAUCCAGCUUGGAGAGCUCCGCAGGGAGUACCUGUCGUUUUUGUUGGUCAUCUUGAACAACGAGCUGGAGUCUGUCUUUAUCAGCGAGGCCAACCAGGGCUUCUUUGAGUCGUUGGUCAAUUCCGUCCUCACCCUGGGCCGAACUCUCGUGGCGGAGAACAUUGGGCCUAGCAGGCUCGCGUUCAGUGUGUUAGCACGCAUGGUCGUCGUCUGGGGUGGCCCGGACUGUGCCAAAAUCGCGGAGAAUCCCUCUGCGCCGAGCGGUUCCCCGAACCCGAGCAUCCCCGGUUUCGACCGCUUCAUGAUCGACCGCUUUCACCCACUCUGCUGGGAGGUCUUCCAGGACCCCAACUUCAGACCCCAUAACGACGCGCAGAGCAAGCAGGUCCUCAACGAAAUCGCGGGUCUCGAGCAGGCCAUCUACACCAAGACGGGCGAGAUGUUCAUCCAACACCUCCAGUCGUCACUGUUCCCACACCUGGGCAUCGACGGGUCCGAUUUUCUCCGGUCCAUGUCGACGUCCGUGGAUAGGAAGGGUUUCUCGAGUUAUCUGCAAGGACUACUAAAGAGCCGUCGAUAG